Messenger RNA from Anarrhichthys ocellatus (wolf-eel), 7846 nucleotides. Its product is annotated as solute carrier family 41 member 3-like. NCBI's taxonomy places the organism in Eukaryota, Metazoa, Chordata, Actinopteri, Perciformes, Anarhichadidae. The transcript has 10 exons. Gene Ontology annotation, molecular function: monoatomic cation transmembrane transporter activity. The record is from RefSeq and is a predicted model, not a curated record. Gene Ontology annotation, cellular component: plasma membrane. Bases 3457 to 4806 code for a protein of 449 amino acids. Gene Ontology annotation, biological process: monoatomic cation transport.
GUUUUGAUUCGGUGAACUGGUGAAAUGGUGACGGCUUGAUGUGUGGAUAUUUAGUACAUUUUUUAUAUCUUGUUGUAAAGUUGAUGUUAGAAUUAAUUUCCAACCACCAGCAGUGAGGCUUCUAGUGUGUUGUAUUUUACUGCCAUUGAUAAGUUGCUAGUUCAUUGAUAUUAUGUGCCCAUUUUUUUGGUAAAUUUCUGCUGUUGUAAUCUUUGCAUCAUCCGCAAAGAGCAGGCAACGUUUUUCCAAUUAUCUAUUGUCCAAUUUUGAAAAACCUGUGCCGUUUGCAGCCUCAGUUUCAAGUUGUGUUGCACCCGUUGUGGUCUUCUGCUGCUGUAGCCCAUCUGCUUCAAGGCGCAACGCUUUCAUUGAUGCUCUUCUUCAUGCCUCUAUUGUUAUGAGUGGUUGUUUGAGUUAAUGUUGCCUUUCAGCUCAAAACCAGUGUGGCCAUUCUCCACUCGUCGCUGCUAUCAAGAAGAGAACUGCCACUCUCUGGAUAUUUUCUUGUUUUCUCUGUAUGGUUGUGCGGGAAAAAUCCCAGUAGAUCAGCACUUUCUGAAAUACUCAAACCAGCCCGUCGGGCACCAACAACCAUGUUAAAAGUCACCUUUCCUCCCCGUUGGGAUGCUUGGUUUACUGCUUUAUUUGUUUGUUUGUAAAAUUGGUCACAUAUUAGCGAAAAUGCAGGCGCAAGUUUGUCACAAGCAGCAGAGGUCAGCAGCAGAGGAGACACAUUCCCACUUCAAGUAGAUGGAGAGGAAAUGAAGCUCAUCUGCUUUAUGAUGAGCUGCCAUCACUUUGGUUUUUAUUUGUCCAAGUUAUGAGUUACUUGAGUUAUUCUUUCUGUCCUCCACUGAUAGACACACAUCUUAUCCUCACACGGCUCAUUCCCUUUGCUUCAUCUAGUGAUUAUCAGUGUUUCCUCCCCGGUAUCCGUUUCCCUCCCGCAUACAACGGGAGGACAAUUAGUCACGAGUUUUGGCUGGGUCCUGUCUCUCGAAGCGCAGGGGACAUAGAAGGACAAAGAGAGACGCCUGUCUGAGUGGGAAAAGGAGAUAAAGAAAAGAGCGCUUCACUAUCAGCAGUUAGGAUUCUUACUGUAGCCUGUAAUGGUUUUGGAUCUUGUCUAAAUAAUCACUUCCUGUUGUCAUAGCUUUAACUUAUAUCCCACAGAACAUCCUAUGUCUGCUACUGGGCUUUUUUAAUUCUUACCCUCUGUAUUUUGCCAUUGCUUUCUGAGACAUGGCUCACUCAGCUUUACUAAGCUUGGGCUGCAUUACACAAUUAUGCAACAACGCCUCCAUAACAUGACUUAAAAUGGAUGUUGGGGCUUUAAAUCGCUCGUUCCUGAACUACUAAGAUGUUGACCAUCGCCGCAGCUAAAUAAUGCACUCCUUCUAUAGAAUAGGGUUACUAGAAUAGUGGUAGCUUUAAAGCUACACGUGCCAAUACUUGGUCCGCCUCCCAGAAGCCCGGGCCGUUAUAUGAUGUGAAUGAUGUGAUGAAUCAUUUUUUUGCCAAACUGUUACGCUCUGCGGGCCGACACCGGUCUUAGUGGUCCCUGGUCGGUCCAUUUGUUGGCUCGCUUUGCUAUUUAGUUGCAUUGUGGGAAAUGUAGGCUCCAACGUUUUGUCUCCUGUGAGUCUCCAGACUUUGUGAAAGUGCAAUGUCACAUUGCAGGACUACCUUGGUUAUUCUGAGAAGGAAAACAUGAAGCAUCCAUAGUUGAAGCUAAUGAGAUACUCUGACAGUUAUAUAAAUUGACUGGGUUAAAUAGUGUAAGAUAAUCUUCUUUAGGUAUUGAUAUGACAAACAAUAUUAUAGUCCAGGGGAGCAAUGUCUUAGUCACACAGAGAAGAACGUAUUUGUUUGGUCUAACAUGUUGUUUUAAAGUAAAAGAAAGCUCCAGUACCAGGACCUUUAUGACAGAAUCACAAUGCAAAUAUACCGGGUGGAGGCGAGCUGGAGAUGGAUGGAGCGGACGGAGAGAAAGAAUGAGUCACGAUGUGGAGAGAGAGAGACAGAGAGAGAGAGGGUGAAACGCAGCGAGGCCGGCCGACGUGGGGAGAGGGACGUCACAUGGAGGGAGAGCGAGGUAGGAUGAGAGGCAGACACGCAGCAAGAAAUAGAGGUGGGGGGGGGGUGUAAGCCGGUUGUUUCCCCUCAUGAGUUUGCAUGUCGGGCAGUGCAGACAGCCCUGCCUCUUCCUCUGCUACGUCAGCAGAGCAUAGCGGAGGGAGCAGGACUGCCCUGACGCCGACCGGAGGAGAGCAGCACUCCAGCCAGAAGAAGAAGCCGGCUGCUGCAUCUCUUCAGUGGACCUCCUGGAAUCUCUUAUUGACAUCACAGAGCUCUUUUCUUUGUUUUCCUCCUCACCCUCAUUGUGAGCCCGCCACAACAGAGGAGCUGGAUUGAUAGAGACACAAAGGAAUCCCGCUGCUUCCAACUCUCCGGUCCUUUUGGACUGUUCUUCCUCGUCUUCUUGCACCGUCAAUCAUUCAGCUGUCACCGCGAGCGUAAUUUUCGAGGUACAGCAUUCAAGCUGGAGGUCAAGCGGAUUUCAGGCUGGAUCAAACAGAUUGAGGACUAGAUCCAACAAACACUAAACUCCUAAAGGCUUUGAACUACAUCAAAUGGAUUCUGGAGUAGAUCUGAGAUCCUGGACUUUCUAAAAACUGAACUCUCCACUGUCUGGUUCAUUCCUCUGUGUCAACCUGUGUGGAUGUCGAAGCCAUCUUACUAACCUUUUACCUAAAAAGGCUGUUUGGUUAAAGACAGACUUUGACUACAGAUGUGGAUGCUUCUGCGCUUGUCGACCAACAUCGGAUGACGAUGAGUAGGAAAUGGUGUUGAUGAUUGUGUUCCGCGGUGGUGCUGACAAAUGGAUACCUCAUCACUGCUGACUCACCACUGGGCCAAAGAUGUCACGCUCCAUUGCUCCCACAUUAGAAUUAAAGCCUUUAAGGUUGACUGUGUCUGGGGAAAAAGAUAAGCAAUCAAACAAAUGGGAAAUUAAGUGACAAUCUUGCAUUUGUUUUACUUCGGAACAUCUGAGGACAUGGCAGUAGCUGCUUACCUAGUAUCCAAUUGUCCUCAGAGGUAAAGAGGACUCAUAUGUUCAUGUUUUACUUGUUCAUUGUCAAGGAAAAUUGAAGAGCAGCUUGUCAUUUCUUUUUAAUUCUUCAAUAGUGGCUCAAACGUGCAGUCACAAAUCAUGUGUCUCAGUUUGUUUUAUUUAUUCAGUUUAUAGCCCUCUUUAAACCAAGGACGACCACAUUGAUUGCUUUCUUCUUCAAUACUCACCCUGCUCACUUUGUUUGGAAAGGUGAAACUCAAACCAAGUUUUUUCUUUGGACACAUCAGAAGCAGUUUUUUCCCUUCCACUUGGACGGCAUUUAGACAUACCAUGGGAUAACUACACGUUGAACUAAGUGCUCAAGUAACCCCAACUUCAACAUGGUGGUGACUCGUCUGGAGCUGGAGCUACGCUACCAGGGCAAGAAGCUCCGUGGCGUGACGUGGAAGUUGACUCGGUCAGAACAUGGAUUCAUACCAGAGAGCUCCUGGCUGAUUGCUGCCCAGGUUAUAGUGCCGUACCUGGUGUCAGGGCUCGGACUGGUCUCCGCCGGUAUUGUUAUGGACCUUAUACAACACUGGAAGGUGUUUAAGGUGAUAACAGAGGUGUUCAUCCUGGUGCCUGCGCUGGUUGGACUCAAAGGAAACCUGGAGAUGACGCUGGCUGCUCGCCUCUCCACCGCGGCCAACACAGGACAAAUGGACGACCCCGAUAAACAAUGGACCAUGGUGUGCAGCAAUCUGGCACUGAUACAGGUCCAGGCGACUGUGGUGGGUUUCCUCGCGGCCGUGGCAGCCGUGUGUUUGGGCUCGUUUUCCAGAGGGGGGAUAGAACUGGACCAGGCAGCUGUCCUCUGUGCCAGCAGCAUCACCACAGCCUUCGUCGCUGCUCUUUCCUUAGGCCUGGUGAUGAUCGGAGUGAUCAUCGGCUCCAGGAAGGUGGGCAUCAACCCCGACAACGUGGCCACGCCCAUCGCUGCCAGCCUGGGCGAUUUGAUCACCCUGUCCCUGCUGGCCGGGGUCAGCAGCACACUCUACGAAUAUAAGGAUAUUUGGUACCUGUCCCCCCUGGUUUGUCUGGUCUUCCUGGCUCUGAUCCCGCUGUGGGUGGUGGUGGCCCGACGGAGCCCUCAGAUCAGGGAGGUUCUCCGCUCGGGGUGGCAGCCUGUUAUAGUAGCCAUGUCCAUUAGCAGUUUCGGAGGCCUUAUACUGGACAGGACGGUGAGCGAUCCCAAUUUUAAGGGCAUGGCUGUCUUCACGCCCGUCAUCAACGGAGUGGGUGGUAACUUGGUGGCCAUCCAGGCCAGCAGGAUCUCAACCUACCUGCACUCCUGGAGCAUCCCAGGGGUGCUGCCCUACAAGAUGAGGCAGCACUGGCCCAAUCCCUGCAUCACCUUCUUCUCCUCAGGGGUGAACUCCAAGUCUGCGCGGGUGCUCCUGAUGCUGGUUGUCCCCGGUCAGCUGGUCUUCCUCUACGCCAUCUAUCUGCUGCAGGGAGAUGAGGCGCCUAUCUCUGUCGCCUUCACCGCCUGCUACCUGAGUGCUGCUCUGCUUCAGGUGGCCAUCCUCCUUUACUUUGCCGACCUCAUCAUCCGUAUGAUGUGGAGACGGAGCCUGGACCCUGACAACUUCUCCAUCCCCUACCUGACCGCCCUGGGGGACCUGCUGGGCACGGGCUUUCUGGCCCUUUGCUUCCGCUCCGUCUCGCUGGUUCAGAGCCUGGGUCUCUGAAUGUUCCCCCUUUACCCUGAACUCUCAGCCAGCCACUUUUCUCGUUGCACCAAUUUUGUUACGAUCACACGGAGAUGCUUUUGAUUGGACAAUAAAGCAUUUUCUGAUGGUUAUCACUGGGCCAGUUCACACCGAGGAAUCUGUUCUUGGUCAUAAAAUCAAACCUUUACAAUGACGGAGCGGCGGCAAAGGUGACACCCACUAAUUUACACCCAUUCAUCUGGGCGAAGGAACACAUGCCCAGCCAACCUCAUUCUUUCAUUUGAGGGCAAAAGACUCUAAAGUAUGUAGAAGUUAUAGUUCUCUGUCCGUCAAUGAAUUGAACAUUUUUAUUAUUCAAUCAUUCCUCUUUAUCUGUCUUUUAGUUUUCACUAAAUAUGAGUUUGGUGGCUCUGUGCUCACGACAUUAUCUCUUCGGCUUCAUCACAGGAAUUUUUAGCAGCUUCACGUCAUAGCAGGAAGACUGAGCCACUGGUCCGUUAGCGGCCAUCUGUUUGAAUGUGCAUAGAUUGGAUCCACGUUUGGCUGGGCAUUAAUGCUAGAGGUUGUGGAGGUUGACGAAUGUAAUACGCUUACUGGAGUUUUUAUAGAUGGACAGUUUGUCCAAAUGGGACAGAUUUAGUUAGUAAACAAACAAGAUGUAACAUGUCAAUUAGAGAGCUUUAGAGACAGAUUCUGACAUGACAAAAUGGUCUCCCCCGUUUCCACUCAUAAUGCUAAGCUAAGUUAGCCGGCUGCUGGCUGUCGGUUUUAUAUCAUACUUUUAACACAUACAUCGGUGUCAAUCGUUUCAUCUAACUCUCAACAAGAGGGUGAAUAAGCACAUUUCACAAAAUGUGGAGCUUUUUCUUGAAAGGUUUGGAGUUGGAUCUGUUCAUGUAAAAAUCACUUUGCAGUUCUACAACCACCACCAACCAAGCAUUGACAGCUGUUUCAUCCUCUGCACUUCUUCCAAUUCAAUUGCAAUGCAAGUCACCAAAAUGCAAAACAGAUGAGAGGACAUAUUUGCCCUGAUAAAAAAAACACAACUCUGACUAAAAUCCCUAUGAUGCAUCACAAAUACGGUCUCCAGAACGUCUAACAUGUAAUCAAUAUAUUGCUUUUCUUUGCACAUACAGACAUGGAAUGUAAUAAAUGUGGCACUUGCAAACAGUACUGCAGUGAAGUUAAGGAAAAGGGGUUCAAAGUUCUCAGGCUGGAAGGCAAACUGUUCUAACUCCUGAAAUAGAGGUUGUGAUAAUGCUUUAAUGUUAUGACUUUUCAGGCUGAUUAUUUUAUACCCCCAAAAGAGCAUAAACCUGAAAAAAGUGCAGAUACUGCACUCUGCCAUUGGAUUAUCUUCAAGGAGCUGUUGUACAGCAUCUACCAACAAAAUGUUUUCUCUCAGCUUUCUUAUCCAUUUUAACUAGUUUGUUUAGGAAAAGUAACUAACUUUGCUUAUUUCUUACAGUUCAUAGUUUAUAGAAUAUAGUGAGUGCGGUGACGAGUCCUACAGAUUACAGAUUACCAAACCUGAUGCGGACUCAAAGCACAAUGCGAUAACUACACAGCUUUCUUUUUAGGUCCGUUUUGUCAUUUCUCAUUAAAAAGUAGUUUUCACUAAAAUUACACAUUUGUAUGGCAAACAAUUUUUCAUAUAAUUAUACAAAUUUCCUGGAAGUCACAAACAGAUUCUAACUAAAUUUUGACCAUAAAUGUAGUCAUUAUGCACUAAUAAUUAUAAGCAAUGAGAUUCUACAUCAUACCAGAAAUUGUUCAAAGGUCCAAACUAUCAUGUUCCAAAGCACUGUGAAGCCCUGAACACGUGUCCACACCGCUCACUAUUAGUGUAACAGUCUCAAUAGUCCAGAUCUUGAGCUGCCAUUCAAUGUAUAAAACAAAAACAAUGAAUGCAGACGAUUUCUACAUUGUUUUUACCCGACAGCCCAUGUAGCCGCAGGGAAUCCCUCACUACUUGAUAUAACGUCCUUUUAAAUGGAAGGUCCACAACGCCUUACUGUUCAUUAUGAAAUCAUCAGAAACCAUAAAACCUCAUCAUUAGAGCAGUGAAUGCAUACACAUGAACACGUUGGUCUCAAAGAUGUGUUCAGACAGAUGGCAAAGCCAAUGUUCCCCUUGCGUCAUUCACACAAAUGAGACCACUGGGUUGGGAAUUCAGAAUUCACCUUUGUUUUUCCCCCCAGUCUCCAGUCUCUUACUUCUUCUUACUGUACGUUUAUGAAGCAAAUUCAUAAAGCCCUGGGAUGCGCUCAGAGUUGUUGUUCAAAUUGAGACCGAUUUUCUGAACUGUCAUUUAAAGUCAUUUUUAAGUGUCUUGAUUUCCCAAUUGUGCAUUGUUUCAUCGUACAUGAACACAAAAGAUUACAAUAAGUAUGAAUAAGAAACUACCAGAGUAUUAAGAGAUCAUAUUCUGAAGUAGACUGGGCAUCUCUCAUUUCUUGAUGUGUAUACAAGCUUAAUCUCAAAACAGGAUUUCUCAAAAUGUAUGUGUAAAUGCACUCAUUACGUCACAUGAAACAAUUCUGCUUUUAGCGUUCGCUAGUAAAACCUAAUUCUAGAGACAAACCGCAUUAACGUUGAAAUCUGAGGCAUUUCUACAACAGCCUGUGUUGUCCAAAAUGAAUCUAUUUCAGUCUUAGUAGGGCUUUACACAGUACUUUCUACACUAGGAAGUUAUGAAAUAAAGAUAUGUACUAUUUGAAUCACAGUUAAUAUCACUGAAUGUGUUACCUGUGAUACUGUGAGACUUAGACCACAGCUAAGGUUGUGUUGUACCAGCACGAGUGUGUCUGAAUCAGUGGGGCUGGAUGAUAUAUCUUUAACUGUGUUCACUUGAAUCAUUAUUUAUUGUGUUAUCUCACUUCUGAUGUUUGUCCUAAUUAGUUACAGUAUGACCAGUGAAACAUUCUAGACUUAUUGGUUCAUUUAAUGUAUAGAUACAUGUACAUUUUUGAUAACGACUUCAUUUAGGUUGGUAAUGAGAAUGGUAAUUUAAAGAAAAAGUUCAAUGUUUUGGAAAAUAUAUUUUUUUCACUUACUG